Molecule: messenger RNA, 1818 nt
Organism: Brenthis ino (lesser marbled fritillary)
Lineage: Eukaryota; Metazoa; Arthropoda; Insecta; Lepidoptera; Nymphalidae
Source: the annotation of a GenBank genome assembly
AUGCAUUUAUUUCCGAAAACCAAUAUUAGCAGUAACAAGCAUCAGAAUGAUGUAAUUUUAAUCGCAUGCGCUGAUGGCAAAUUUCACAUUGUUAACAAUAAUGGCCGUAUAGAAAAAACUGUAAAUGCUCAUCAAGGUGCUUGUUUAGCUACACAAUGGAGUCCUGAUGGAGCUGGACUUCUUACGGCUGGGGAAGAUGGUUUUAUAAAAAUUUGGUCUAGAAAUGGCUUACUGCGGUCUACUGUUAUACAAUCUGACGUACCUUGUUAUGGUGCUAUAUGGAGUCCUGAUAGUAACGCAAUUUUAUAUACAAAAAGCAACACACUUAUUAUUAAAAGUUUAAAUUCAAACUCAAAGAUAAAUAAGUGGAAGGCACACGAGGGUAUUAUAUUAUGUGUAGCAUGGAACGCCAAUAAUAAUUUAAUACUUUCUGGUUCUGAAGACGGUUAUUCCAAGAUUUGGGAUUCAUUUGGUCAGCAAAUAUCGGUUAGUGUGAAACACGAUCAGCCUAUAACUAGCGUUAGCUGGUCACCAGCUGGAGAUAUGUACAUAAUCGGCAGUUAUAACUUAAUACGAUUAUGUAACGCUAAUGGCUGGUCCCAUUGUCUCGACCGACCAUCAACAGGCAGUAUCUACAGUAUUGCGUGGUCUUCCGAUGGCACACAAUUAGCCGCUGCAUGCGCUAAUGGCCAUGUCCUGUUUGCACAUAUAAUUGACAGAGAGUACACGUGGAAGAACUAUGUAUGCACCCAAACUGGACGUAAAGUGGUAUCCAUUAAAGAUUUGUUGACAGAUCAAAACGAUCAGCUAGACUAUCCGGAUAGGGUGAUUCAAAUAGCAUUAGGUUUCAAUCACCUGGUCAUAGCUACGGUUAAACAAUGUUUCAUACAUAAAUUGACUUCUUGGAACACACCUGUGACUUUUGAUUUGAAAGAAGGAACUAUAAGCAUGAUUCUUCUAGCGGAAAGAUGCAUAUGCGUAAUAGAAAGAGCUGGUAUCUCCGUAUACAGUUAUAUGGGACGUUUACUUGCGACACCUCGAUGUGGAUCACGACCCGAAACACUUGGACGUGCUGCAGUUUCUCUUGGACCCGACUCGUUUGCUAUGGUUGAUCAGGCUGACAGAAAGAUAAUUUACGUAUAUGAUUUGCCUACUGGAUUGAUUGUACGAAGUUCAACUGACAACACAGUGACCAAGCUGUUGCAUAAAAUGACUGUAUCAAACAUAGCAUUAAGUCAAACUGGACCGAUUAAUGAAAGGCAAAUAGCAUUGCUAGAUUAUAAUAAGGAUCUGUACGUUAUUACUGUCAAAGACCCUAAACCGAAGUUUGUAAAAUUAGGUUCUCAAGUGCUAAGUAUAACUUGGAGCGCGGAUACAGAGUUGUUAGUGGGUUUACGAGCGAGUUCUGUAGUCGCGUGGUGCUGCGCGCGUGCCGCCACGCAACCUGAUUGGCUAGCAUUGACUACUAUCAGUAAAGAUAUUAGUGAUUUAGGCAGAAAUCCCAGUAUAGUAAGUAUCGUGGACGGUAUAGUCUGCAUAUGCCGAGGAAAUGGCUCCCUAUUACAUUUAUCACUUGCACCAUUCCCCGAGAAGCUAUUGAAACAUGUUGCUAGUAAUAUGUGGCAAGAAGCCUUACAGUUAUGCCGUACGGUCGAGGAUGAGACAUUAUGGGCAUGUCUUGCAGUAUUGGCGUGGCAAUAUAAUCAGCUAGCGGUAGCUGAAGAGGCAUUUGCUUUGAUACAUCAGUAUUACCAAGUCUGUUAUAUACAACAUUUAAGGGUAUGUACAAGUGAUGAAUCAUUUUCACCAGUAUUUAAA